This is a messenger RNA of Rattus norvegicus (Norway rat), 10214 nucleotides long. It is a transcript of the gene Sec16a, whose product is annotated as SEC16 homolog A, endoplasmic reticulum export factor. Gene Ontology annotation, cellular component: Golgi apparatus; Golgi membrane; endoplasmic reticulum exit site. NCBI's taxonomy places the organism in Eukaryota, Metazoa, Chordata, Mammalia, Rodentia, Muridae. Gene Ontology annotation, biological process: endoplasmic reticulum to Golgi vesicle-mediated transport; endoplasmic reticulum organization; response to endoplasmic reticulum stress. The record is from RefSeq and is a predicted model, not a curated record.
UCCGUCGGACACGUCGGCGGCGGCACCUGGAGCCGGAUGUGGCAAGAUGGCUGCGGCUGCUGCUGGAUACGCGCUAGUUCCCACUACUGCCGCCGCCGUCGCCGGCUAGGUUUCAGUUCGCGGCUCCUGAGAAGCCAACCGCAGCUGAGCGGGUGAGGGCUGAGUAUAUGGAGCACGGUGGAAGCCCGAGUGCGGGCGAGGCUGCGGAGGUCAGGCAGGCUCAGUGAGCAUCGGGCCUAGCCCGAAGUGGCGAGCGCAUUUAAAGAGACACCGUCAGGCCAGGGGAGAACGACAGUACCGGGCCGCCUGGUGCUGAGACACCGGACAGGUUACAGCCCGUGUCGCCUUGGUGAGUUGUCUAAGGGUCUCGUGAUUCCCAGGCCUGACGUGAGGCAUGGUCUGGGCUGCGGGAACUGGUCUGCCGCUGGGAAAGGUGUGUUAGCUUGGCCAGACAGUGACGCCUCAGAGGAAACCUACAACUUAUUUAGAACGAAGGAAGAUGCAAGAAAUUGCUAAGCUUGACUUUUGCCGGGUUCUGAAGAAAUUUGAUUCUUGUUGGCUCGAAGACUUCCUCAGCAGAGCUGGUGAUCAUGGGACACAUUUUCUUUUGAAGCAGAGAGUAGCAGCAUUUAUUUGUAACCUCUUGGCUGGCGGAGCAGGAUGUCGCAAGGGAGGUCGUGGUUUGUUUUUUUACCAAGGUGUAGAAAAAUGUCGGCAUGUCCGUGGAGCGUCCUGUAGAUAACUUUGGCUGUCCUGCUUUCACAGGUUUUUAAGUGGCAUGUAGAAUGGUUGUGCACUGAAGGAGAGAUUUCCUUUCAAACGUGUUGACUAGAGGCGUUUUCCAUCCUAAAUUUGGCAGUAAAAAACAGCAGAUUCACAAAUUACUGUUUCUGCGGGUUCUUUUGCAAGUUGCAGCCCAAUGCAGCCUCCUUACACUUUUUGUCCACAAACCCUUCCUAGGGUUUCAGUUCUCAUGUCUUGCAGAUGAGAUAAGAGGCAAAGUAGAGACUGUUUCUUCUUGUGAUUCACUAUUCCCGAAUGAAUCUCCAAAUUGACCUUGGAAUUUUCUGAGAUAUUGUGCAGAUUUGAUAUCCCAUCUUGCUUUUAUGAGCAGUUUUGAACAUCCUCACUUCCUGUGUGUCUUCCUCACAUAAUACAUAGCUCUUUCUCUUCUGUGACUGCCUUCUUCAGCAUUGAAAGGGCUCGGAUAUUGACUUAGAAGAGAGGUGUUUAUCUUGUCUAUCUGUUAAGAGUACCACAGGCAGUCACCUUAGGGGAGAUUGUUGGCCAAGUGGAACUCACUGUUUUUGGGUGCCCCUGUGUUUUACAGUUUACAGCUGUUAAAUCUGGCAGUGAAAGGAUCAGGGAAUGUUUAAAUACCUCAGUCACACAGAGUCAUGCUUAAAAUGUCUUGUGUAAGCAUGUAUGUAGGCAUGAGGCAAUUGAGCUACAAGGCUGAGUUCAUGAGUACUGCAUCUGAGAUCAGUCGGUCUCUGAAACAGGUGCUUUUUUGAAAGGUAGAAAACUGGCUGAAGAGAAUAAGUGUGAUCCUGAGAUAAGUGACGCGCAGUUCAUUAUCUUUCUGUUGCACAAAUUACAGAAAAGACCUACCCUGCCUCCUUUAUAAGCAGCAUCUCCUGCAGGAAAGACUCCACCAUGCAGCCACCACCUCAGGCAGUCCCGUCUGGUGUGGCUGGCCCACCCCCAGCUGGGAAUCCUCGAAGCUCGUUCUGGGCCAACAGCCCUUACAGGAAGCCAGCCAAUAAUAAUGCACCAGUGGCUCCCAUAACACGCCCACUGCAGCCAGUAACGGAUCCGUUUGCUUUUAACAGACAGACUCUUCAAAACACACCAGUGGGCAGUUCAUCCAAAAGCAGCCCACCUAAUUUGCCUGGCCCAGCCCUCCCUGUUUUUUCUCAGUGGCCUGGUUUGCCUGUGCCUCCCACAAAUGCUGGGGAUAGCUCCACAGGACUUCAUGAGCCUCUGCCAGGAACUCUGUCACAGCCUAGAGCAGACCCCAGUCUAUUUCCUCCUGCAUCUACCCCUUCUUCAUUGCCUGGGCUGGAGGUGAACAGGAGUGCUGAGGUUGAUUCCAGCUCAGGACCUGAAGUCCAGAUGCUGCCACAUCCACCUCACUACAUUCCAGGAGUGGGUCCUGAGCAGCCUCACGGAGGCCAUCUGAAUGACAGUGGGGCUGGGCCUGACCAAUCCAUGAAUAGGCACGCCCCACAUGAUGGUGCUGUGGCCCAUGCAGCAUCUCCUUUCUUCCCUCAGCCCCAGAUGCCAGGUCAGUGGGGGCCUGUGCAUGGAGGCCCUCCGCCCUCCUAUCAUCAUCACUCACCCUGCCUGGAGGGCCCUGUUCAGGACAUGGGGCCCCAGGCUGCCAGCUUGCCCCAUUUCCCCUCUCCAUCUAGUCUACACGAGGGACCUGGCCAUGAGUCCCGUGUCCCACAAACGUUUACUCCAGCAUCCUUGGCCAGUGGUGAAGGAAAUGAGAUAGUCCACCAGCAAAGUAAAAAUUACCCAUCGAGUAGCUUCCCCCCUAAACACAGUUUUGAGCAGAAUUCCAGAGUUGGGAAUAUGUGGGCAAGCGCGGAGUUCAGGCAGAAUCCAGGAGUUAAUAAAGAGCAUCUGCUAGACCCUGCCCAUGUGAAUCCCUUCACUCAGGGAAACAGCCCUGAGAACCAGGUGCACCAUCCCCCAGUGGCCGCAACUAACCAUGCCCUGCAAGAAGCAGCCUCCGGAGCGCUCUCAAUGUUUUUUCAAGGGGAGGAGACAGAGAACGAGGAAAAUCUCUCAUCUGAAAAAGCAGGCCUUGAUGACAGAUUAGACUCGGGUAGCUUCUCUUCUACCUCCAGACUGGGCCAUCCACCACUCCCUGGAGCUGGUGGUGUCUACCAGGCCGCUCAGGAAGGAGAUGUGCAACCUUAUUUUUCUCAGUUUGUGGGCAUCCGUCAUGACAAACAGACCACUAUGACUCCUGCUAAUGAUGCGUGGGGUGAUAUUCCGGGUGCUGGGACCCACUGUGCUAGUGGGCCACAGUGUGAGAAUGUAGAGAACCUAGAAUUUGUUCAGAAUCAAGAAGUUUUGCCACGUGAGACCGUGAAUGUGGAUCCCUUUUCCCCGAGUGAUCAGUUUCGAUAUGGGCCCCUUCCUGGGCCAGCUGCCUCCAGGCCUGUUACUUCGGGCCUCACUAGAGGAGGAGGGCUAAAUCUUGAGGCCCCUGACAUGCCACUGCACCCUACACGACCUGACAGUGUGUCAUCCAGCUACAGCAACCAUAGUCACAGAAGUCCUCCUGGGUCAGCCAGACCCCAAGAAUUGGUGGGCACAUUCAUUCAGCAAGAAGUUGGAAAACUCGAAGAUGAUACGUCAGGGAGUUUUUUUAAGCAAAUUGAUUCUUCUCCGGUUGGAGGUGAAACAGAUGAGAUGACCAGGAGUCAAAAUUACUGCAGCAGCCUGUCCCAGCCUUCAACUCCAAGCCCUCCAAAACCUACGGGAGUCUUCCAGACAAGUGCAAAUAGUUCUUUUGAGCCAGUAAAAUCCCACUUGGUUGGAGUGAAACCAGUUGAAGCAGAUCGUGCCAACAUGGUGGUUGAAGUGAGAGGGACCCAGAACUGCCAGAAGCACGGGGCCGCUGUUCUACCACCUGAUGCCACCCCAGGAAACCUGGAACAGCCACCAGACAACAUGGAGACCCUGUGUGCACCUCAGGCCUGCCCUUUGCCUCUUAGCACCACUGGAGAGGCUGGGCAACUGGUUUCACACACAGCAGGGCCACCCUUGGAUACUGUGCGCCCCAUGCCUGACAAGAGGUCCUCAGCCAGGGCCCAGGGGCCUGUGAAAUGUGAGAGCCCAGCCACAACUCUGUGGGCACAAAACGAACUGCCAGAUUUUGGGGGCAAUGUCCUUCUAGCCCCUGCUGCCCCUGCACUUUAUGUUCCUGUAAAACCAAAACCUUCAGAGGUUGUUCAUCAUCCAGAAAAGGGCAUGUCUGGACAGCAGUCAUGGAAAUCAGGGUCUGUGCCCCCUUUGCAGAACCAAGACCCUCCUGGUGCUUCUGAGAACCUUGAGAACCCUCCCAAGGUAGGAGAAGAGGAGGCCCUUCCAUUGCAGGCAAGUUCUGGUUAUGCGAGUUUGCUGUCCUCACCACCCACUGAAUCUUUACACAAUCAACCUGUCCUGAUUGCCCAGCCUGAUCAAAGCUAUAAUUUGGCUCAGCCCAUUAAUUUUUCUGUGUCCUUACCGAAUCCUAAUGAGAAGAAUCAGUGCUGGGGAGAUGCUGUGGUGGGGGAGAAAUCCAUGGUGAGCACCCGGGCUCUUGGUGCUGACCAUGAAGAACAUGCUGCCUUGUCUGCAAUUCCAGCCAGUACUGUCACUGGCUCGUCUUUGCCUAACAGUGUCACCCAGAACUGUGCCCCUCGAGGUUCUGGGUCUUCUGAAAUGAUUGCUAGCCAGCCUGCCAGUUGGUUGGUUCAACAGCUGUCCCCUCAGAUUCCUCAAAGUCAGCACCCCAAUGCAGAGAAGGGUCCUUCUGAGUUUGUUAAUAGCCCUGCUAAUGGAAGUGUGAUGCUAGCUCCACCUGCAAACAGUGCUGUGAUACCUAACAGUAAUAAGGGGUAUCACUCUAGAAACCCGGAAGAAGCCAUCGGUGCCCUAGACUUCACAUUGAGUAGAACUUUGGAAAAUCCUGUGAGAAUGUGUAGCCCAUCUCAUUCAAACAGCCCAGCUUCUCAGCAGCCUCUUGCCAAUCAUCCCAGACAAUCUGGGCCUGGGCUGCAUAACCAGGAUCAUUUCUACCAGCAGGUAACAAAAGAUGCUCAGGAUCACCGUAGCCUAGAAAGAGGCCAGUCAGAGCUGGUGCCUCCUCCGCCACAGAAUUCUCCCCAACAAGUACCCCAAGCUGCGUGUCCAGAGCCUUCAAAUCCAGAAAGCCCACCCACACAAGGACAGUCUGAAGGCUUGGUCCAGCCAUCAGCAAGUCCAGCUCCAGUCAACACAGGCCAGCAGCCUCAGCCACCGCAGUCCUCCAGUGCAUCGGUUACAUCUACCAACUCCAACCAGGCAGCUGUGCGGUCAGAACAGCCAUGGCUACACCCACCUCCCACUACUUUUGGCCCAGCACCUCAAGACUUGGCAUCCUACUACUAUUAUAGACCCCCGUAUGAAGCCUACCAGUCUCCGUACCCUUCACCGUACCCAUCAGAUCCUGGAGCAGCCUCUUUAUACUACCAAGAUAUCUAUGGCCUGUAUGAGCCUCGUUACAGACCCUAUGACAGCUCGGCAUCUGCUUAUGCCGAGAACCACCGCUACUCUGAACCUGAGCGGCCCAGCUCCCGUGCAAGUCACUAUUCUGACCAGCUCACUCCCAGGCAAGGAUAUCCUGAAGGAUACUACAAUUCUAAGAGUGGAUGGAGCAGUCACAGUGACUACUACGCAAAUUACUACUCUGGCCAGUAUGAUUAUGGAGACCCAGGCCGCUGGGACCGUUACUAUGGGUCUCGAUUUAGGGACCCUCGCACCUGGGACCGGAGGUACUGGUAUGACUCUGACCAUGACCCAUACAGGAAGGACAACUAUGCUUACAGUGACAGGCCUGAGAAAUGUGAUGAUCACUGGAGGUAUGACCCUCGCUUCACUGGGAGCUUCGAUGAUGACACUGAGCUCCACAGGGACCCCUAUGGAGAAGAAGUAGACAGACGCAGCAUCCACAGCGAGCACUCAGCCCGGAGCCUGCGCAGUACUCACAGCCUGCCCAGCCGCCGCAGCAGCCUCAGCUCCCAUUCACACCAGAGUCAGAUUUACAGAAGCCACCAUGUGACUGGCGGUUCCUUUGAGGCCCCCCAUGCCCCAGGCUCAUUUCAUGGUGAUUAUGCCUAUGGUACCUAUGCCAGCAAUUUCAGCGGUGCCCAUGGUUUUCCAGAGUACAGCUACCCUGCAGACACCUCCUGGCCUGCUGCGGAGCAAGUUCCAUCAAGACCGACCUCUCCUGAGAAGUUUACAGUGCCUCACGUCUGUGCCAGGUUUGGUCCUGGUGGUCAGCUCCUCAAAGUGAUACCCAACCUGCCUUCAGAAGGACAGCCCGCAUUGGUGGAGAUCCACAGCUUAGAGACCUUGCUGCAGCACACACCUGAGCAGGAAGAAAUGCGCUCCUUCCCAGGACCUCUCGGCAAAGAUGACACUCACAAAGUAGAUGUUAUUAACUUUGCACAAAACAAAGCGACAAAAUGUUUGCAGAAUGAAAGUUUAAUUGACAAAGAGUCUGCAAGUCUUCUUUGGAACUUCAUUAUUCUGUUAUGCAGACAGAAUGGGACCGUCGUGGGAACAGACAUCGCAGAGCUCUUGUUACGGGACCAUAGAACUGUGUGGCUUCCUGGGAAGUCACCCAACGAGGCAAACCUGAUAGAUUUUACCAAUGAGGCUGUGGAGCAAGUGGAAGAGGAGGAGUCAGGGGAGGCCCAGCUCUCAUUUCUCACAGACAGUCAGACAGUGACCAGCAGUGUGCUGGAGAAGGAGACUGAGCGGUUCCGUGAACUCUUGCUGUACGGUCGGAAGAAGGAUGCUCUGGAGUCUGCCAUGAAAAAUGGCUUAUGGGGUCACGCCCUGCUGCUUGCAAGUAAGAUGGACAGCCGGACACAUGCCCGUGUCAUGACCAGGUUUGCCAACAGUCUUCCGAUCAAUGACCCCCUGCAGACUGUCUACCAGCUCAUGUCUGGACGGAUGCCUGCUGCAUCCACGUGUUGUGGAGAUGAGAAAUGGGGAGAUUGGAGGCCACAUCUUGCAAUGGUUUUGUCCAACCUGAACAACAACAUGGAUGUGGAAUCUCGGACCAUGGCUACCAUGGGUGAUACCCUAGCAUCAAAAGGCCUGCUGGAUGCCGCACAUUUUUGCUACCUCAUGGCCCAGGUUGGAUUUGGGGUUUAUACAAAGAAAACUACCAAACUUGUUUUGAUAGGCUCAAAUCACAGUUUGCCAUUUUUAAAGUUUGCCACUAAUGAAGCCAUUCAAAGGACGGAGGCUUAUGAGUACGCUCAGUCCCUUGGGGCGCAUACCUGUUCCUUACCUAACUUCCAGGUGUUUAAAUUCAUCUACUUGUGCCGCCUGGCUGAAAUGGGACUCGCUACACAGGCCUUCCACUACUGUGAAGUAAUAGCCAAGAGUGUCCUGACACAGCCUACUGCAUACUCCCCAGUGCUGAUUAGCCAGUUGAUUCAGAUGGCUUCCCAGUUACGCCUCUUCGAUCCUCAACUGAAGGAGAAGCCAGAGGAGGAGUCCUUUGUGGAGCCUGCCUGGUUGGUGCAGCUGCAGCACGUGGAGAGGCAGAUCCAGGAGGGCACUGUGCUGUGGAACCAGGAUGGAACUGAACCCCAGCAGUGUCACAUCACAUCGGGCUCUGAGGUGGAGCAGCCAGAUGGCCCUGGACUCAACCAGCAGGCAGGGCCAAGGGCCGACAACCCUCUCCUGAUGCCAAGCACUGAGCCUUUGGUGCACAGCGUGCAGCUGCUGCCCACAGCUCCUCAGACAUUGCCUGAUGGCCAGCCUGCUCACCUUGCCAGGGUGCCCAUGUUCCCAGUACCAAUGUCUCGUCCCCCCCUGGAGCUGAGUGCUGCCUAUGGACCCCCGGGGUCUGUACUUGGCUUCCCAGAAUCCUCCAGAUCUGAUCCUGCAGUGCUGCAUCCUGGGCAGGCCCUACCACCCGCUACACCAGGUCUCCAGGAAAGUGGGCCACCACUCCAGGAGGCCAGAAGCCCAGAUCCAGAAAUGGUGCCACAGGGCUCACCUGUCAGACACUCCCCUCCUGAGCCCCGUGAAGAGGAGUUUGGCAAGAACGUCGCUGACCUGGGCUCCUCUAGAACAGCACAGGACUCGGAAACCUCCCCAGUGUGGGAUCUUGGCAGCUCCAGUCUGACACGUGCCCCAUCUUUGACACCUGAUUCUGAAGGGAAGAAACCUGCACAAGCUGUCAAAAAGGAGCCCAAGGAGCCCAAGAAGACCGAGUCCUGGUUCUCUCGCUGGCUGCCUGGGAAGAAAAGGACAGAAGCUUAUCUACCAGAUGACAAGAACAAAUCAAUUGUUUGGGAUGAAAAGAAAAACCAGUGGGUGAAUCUGAAUGAACCGGAGGAGGAGAAGAAGGCUCCACCCCCACCUCCAACAUCGUUCCCCAGGGUUCCCCAGGCGGCUCCCACUGGGCCUGCAGGACCACCCAUGGCCUCCGUGAAUGUGUUUUCUAGAAAAGCAGGUGGGUCCAGAGCUCGCUAUGUGGAUGUUCUCAACCCAAGUGGAACACAGCGGAGUGAACCAGCUCUUGCUCCUGCGGAUUUCUUUGCUCCUCUUGCCCCGCUGCCAAUCCCUUCUAACUUAUUUGUACCAAACCCAGAUGCAGAAGAGUCACAACCUGCAGAUGGGACUGGCUGUAGGGGACAGGCACCAGCUGGGACUCAAUCUAAGGCAGAGCCCACCCUGGAAGCCAAGGUGGUAAGCUCUACAGUAUCAGCCCCUGGGCCUGAACUCUCACCCUCCAAACCAGCAGAUGGCUCCCAGGGAGGAGAGCUCUCGCGCUGUAGCUCUCUGAGCUCGCUCUCACAGGAAGUGAGCCGGCAUUUCCAUCAGGCUCCUGGAGACCACUGUCCUGCAGGGGCCACUCCUGGUGGGUCUGUGCCCUUUUACAACCCUGCGCAGUUGGUGCAGGCGUCUGUCACCUCGGGGACUUCAAGGCCAGGAAGGAUUGGCCAAAGAAAAUAUGCGGCACUGAACUAGGAUUGCUGCUGGAUUCUUACUUGGCACCCUGAGAGGAUUCGAUAACUGUUCUUCAACAAGAACCAAACUAGCUGCCUCAGGUCCUGCGGAUCCCAGAUGGGCGUGGCAGCACUCAGAGCCGGUCAUACUGUGUGUCUCCCUCCUUGCAGCCUAUGUAUAUGAAUUAUUGAAAAAUCAAUUUCAAGGUUUCUUUCAGAUGCUGGAUAGAAUGAAUCUAAUUCAAAGUCUUUUAUGUAAAAGAACGGUGUUUCUUUUUUAGUUACUUUAGACAAAUUAAGGUUUGAGUCACUUGAGAAAACCCCUGAAGAGAGGCUAGACAGGGCUUCACUACAGGAGAGCACAGUUCCUUGGAAACCAGGGCCUCUCUCACCUGAGAAAUGGUGCAGACCAACCAGGGCCCCUUAGGUUGCUGAGAGAAGAGUGACUACUUGCCUGGAGAGGACUGACUACUGAGCUGCCUGGCCUAAGAGGAGCCCCAAGCUGCAGUGGGCAACUAUGCCCUGUCCUGUGAACCAGGGAAUACAUGCCAGCUCCUCUAAGGGCACCAGAUGGCCAAGGCUCACAGACUGGGAGGGAAGUGGUUACAAGGGCAUGUCUCUCAGAGAAUUCCCAGCCUCACUCCAUUUUCUGUGGCCUGAUUAGAGCUGGGUGACUUUUACUGCUCAGAGCUUCCGGUCAUGGACCAGUCACUGGGCAGAGUUCCAGGGAGCUGACAUGCUAAAGCUGCUGAUCUGAUUAACCAGGUCAAAAACUGGAUGCAUGCUGCAAAGUCCUGCCCUUCUAGCCAAGGGUUUGUGUGAAGCCUUCUAGCUGACUCAUGUCACCUGCAGACAGCACUUAGAGACUUGGUGGUAUCUUGGAGUGGCUUACGGUGUCCUAGCAGAUACUCUGGAACCUUGCAUCUCUACCCCAAAGCCCACCAAGGACCUUGAGCAGCUACUCACUGACUCACCCAUAUCACUUCAAGGAGCUGCCACCACGUUCAAACUCAGAGCUUUAAGGCUUCACUGACUGUUCCUAAAACUAUCCUUACACUCUAAAGAGGAGGGGAAAGAGAUUUAAAAUAUUUAUACAAAUCAGCAGGUAAUUUGGGUAGAAAACAUAAAUGGUUUGUUAUUAAAUUUAGAAAUUGUAGCACAUGGAAUUAUACAGCCCUUCCUGGUUUUCUGGUUCCCCACAUCAUCUAGGGAAGGAAGACUCACAGAAUGGUUUCCAGAAUGUUCCGUAGAUGAGUGUACUUGGAGCCUCCUGUUCCUGUCAUUAAGAAAGGCCUGUCCCUGGGUCAUUAGCAACGUGUUUCCUUGCUGGGACCAGGCAGGACCCUUGCCUCUGGUGCAACCUUGCCCAGGCUCUGUGUUGACUGCCAACCACUUUUGAUUCAAGAAGCUUCUUCCCUGGGAGCUGCUAUUUUUCCAAAAUUCACAUUGUUAAAUAAAAUAUUUUGGGCUCUCGAGUAA